Messenger RNA from Ailuropoda melanoleuca (giant panda), 4596 nucleotides. RefSeq names its product ATP binding cassette subfamily D member 1 (gene ABCD1). The record is from RefSeq and is a predicted model, not a curated record. The transcript has 10 exons. Gene Ontology annotation, biological process: fatty acid beta-oxidation; very long-chain fatty acid catabolic process; peroxisome organization. Lineage: Eukaryota; Metazoa; Chordata; Mammalia; Carnivora; Ursidae. Gene Ontology annotation, molecular function: ATP hydrolysis activity; long-chain fatty acid transmembrane transporter activity; ABC-type transporter activity. Bases 382 to 2583 code for a protein of 733 amino acids. Gene Ontology annotation, cellular component: peroxisome; peroxisomal membrane.
CGGAGCGGACGGACGCGCCUGGUGCCCCGGGGAGGGGCGCCACCAAGAGAGGAGGAGGCGGAGAAGGAGGUGGAGAGGAAGAGACGCCCUCUCUGCUGACACCCUCCCCACCCCGAGGCUCUGACCCCAGGGGCUAGGGACCUGACAAGUUUCUCCACCUUGGCUGCCUGAAGAGGCCGCUACCCUGGAGAGCCCUGAGCCCACCGCACCAGGGGCCCCAGCACCGCCCCGGUGGCCUAACGCGACAGUCUCAGGGACCACUGCAAGGUUUCCAGUUGCCUAGACAAGGAGCUGGGGGUCAGAGCAACAACCCUUCCAGCCACCUGCCUCGACUUCUGCCUCAGGCACCAGUCCCAGCCCUGUGCAUCCAACCCAGGUGACAUGCCGGUACUCUCCACCCCCCGGUCCUCCCGGGUGACCACGCUGAAGCGCACAGCUCUGGUCCUGGCCCUCACAGCCUAUGGAGCCCACAAAAUCUACCCUUUGGUGCGGCAAUACCUGGCUGCGACCAGGGGCCCUCAGGUACCAGCAGGGGAGGCCACGCAGGAGAUCUCUGGGGCCACAGCGGCUAAGGCUAGCGUGAACCGGGUGUUCUUACAGCGGCUCUUGGGGCUCCUGCGGCUGCUCUUCCCCAGGACCCUGUGCCGGGAAACGGGGCUGCUGGCGCUGCACUCGGCCUCCCUGGUGAGCCGGACUUUCCUGUCAGUAUAUGUGGCCCGCCUGGACGGUCGGCUGGCCCGCUGCAUCGUGCGCAAGGACCCACAGGCCUUCGGCUGGCAGCUCCUGCAGUGGCUCCUCAUCGCUCUCCCUGCCACCUUCAUCAACAGUGCCAUCCGGUACCUAGAGGGUCAGCUGGCCCUGUCUUUCCGCAGCCGUCUAGUGGCCCAUGCCUACAGCCUUUACUUCUCCCAGCAGACCUACUACAGAGUCAGCAACAUGGAUGGGCGGCUUCGCAACCCUGACCAGUCCCUGACGGAGGACGUGGUGGCCUUUGCUGCCUCCGUGGCCCACCUCUACUCCAACCUCACCAAGCCGCUCCUGGAUGUUGCCGUGACCGCCUACACCCUGCUUCGAGCAGCCCGCUCCCGUGGGGCCGGCACAGCCUGGCCCUCGGCCAUCGCUGGCCUCGUUGUGUUCCUCACAGCCAACGUGCUGCGAGCCUUCUCACCCAAGUUUGGCGAGCUGGUGGCAGAGGAGGCGCGGAGGAAGGGAGAGCUGCGCUACAUGCACUCUCGAGUGGUGGCCAACUCAGAAGAGAUCGCCUUCUAUGGGGGCCACGAGGUGGAGCUAGCCCUGCUGCAGCACUCCUACCAGGACCUGGCCUCACAGAUUAACCUCAUCCUGUUGGAGCGCCUGUGGUACAUCAUGCUGGAGCAGUUCCUCAUGAAGUAUGUGUGGAGCGCCUCGGGCCUGCUCAUGGUGGCCGUGCCCAUCAUCACCGCCACCGGCUACUCAGAGUCAGACUCAGAGGCAGUGAAGAAGGCGGCCUUGGAGAUGAAGGAGGAAGAGCUCGUGAGCGAGCGCACAGAGGCCUUCACUAUUGCCCGCAACCUCCUCACGGCUGCCGCGGAUGCCAUCGAGCGGAUCAUGUCAUCCUACAAGGAGGUGACAGAGCUGGCCGGCUACACAGCCCGAGUACACGAGAUGUUCCAGGUAUUCGAAGAUGUCCAGCACUGCCGUUUCAAGAGGCCCGGGGAGCUGGAGGAUGCUCAGGCAGGGCCUGGGGCUGUGGCGAGGUCUGGUGUCCGUGUAGAAGGGCUCCUGCAGAUCCGAGGCCAAGUGGUAGAUGUGGAACAGGGAAUUAUUUGUGAGAACAUCCCCAUCAUCACGCCCACGGGAGAGGUGGUGGUGGCCAGCCUCAAUAUCAGGGUGGAAGAGGGCAUGCACCUGCUUAUCACAGGCCCCAACGGCUGCGGCAAGAGCUCUCUCUUCCGGAUCCUGGGCGGCCUGUGGCCCACGUACGGCGGCGUGCUGUACAAGCCCCCCCCGCGGCGCAUGUUCUACAUCCCUCAGAGGCCCUACAUGUCCGUGGGCUCCUUGCGGGACCAGGUGAUCUACCCAGACUCCGUGGAGGACAUGAGAAGGAAAGGCUACUCGGAGCAGCACCUGGAAGCCAUUCUGGACAUCGUGCACCUGAACCACAUCCUGCAGCGGGAAGGAGGUUGGGAGGCCGUGUGCGACUGGAAGGAUGUGCUGUCGGGGGGUGAGAAGCAGAGAAUCGGCAUGGCCCGCAUGUUCUACCACAGGCCCAAGUACGCCCUCCUGGAUGAGUGCACCAGCGCUGUGAGCAUCGACGUGGAAGGCAAGAUCUUCCAGGCGGCCAAGGAUGCUGGCAUUGCCCUGCUUUCCAUCACCCACCGGCCCUCCCUCUGGAAGUACCACACGCACUUGCUGCAGUUCGAUGGGGAGGGUGGCUGGAAGUUCGAGAAGCUAGACUCCGCCGCUCGCCUGAGCCUGACUGAGGAGAAGCAGCGGCUUGAGCAGCAGCUGGCGGGCAUUCCCAAGAUGCAGCGGCGCCUCCAGGAGCUCUGCCAGAUCCUGGGCCAAGGCUCCGGGGUCCUCCAGGGUGCUGCUCCCCCCUGAGCCCUGGGAUCACGUGAAGGCGACAGCAGCACUUGCCCACCCACCCCCACACCCAGCCCUGCCACAGGCCUACCUUGCAUGCCUUUCCUUCCCAGGCCUCCUGGCCGCAGGCCUGCCCUGCCUAGAGGACUGCCAACAAAACCACAUGCCUGUCCCUGGGCCCCCUUCCCUGGGUGGGGCAGGUGGUCCUUUCUUCUCUUCCAGGAGCGGGAAGGGGUGGGGGUGAGCCCCCAGCCCACCGCCAGCCAGUCUGUGUGGAGUCUUGCGUGUGGGGAGCCCCGCUCUCCUGACGCUGCAGUCCCUCUUAUUCCCUCAUCUUCAGUCCCUUGGAGACCCUACGGGCCAUCCAUGGCUACCGCCCAAAUGGCCCACCGAGGCUCCCAUCCCACGGGACACCCUUCCUGCCGUAGAAACAGCCAAACAGGACCCACAGCCAGACAGGGCCCCUUGCGUGCACCCCUUCUCCCUGCCAGUAGUCUCCAAGAGCCCGCGGGAGGAAGGAUUUCUUAGCGAGCGAUAGUAAGAAUGUAGCCCCUGACCUUCUUGGCCCCUAGCCUUCUUUCCUUCUACAAGCUAACUUAUUGGAUUCCUGUUUGGAGCCAUCUCAAUUGCCAACACGAGCACCCUGCCAGCAGGGAAGGCGGCCUGGGCCAUGGUCCUCCCACAGGUGACCUAGCCCUUGAGCCAGCCCCCAGCCGCCUGUUGCCCCACCAGCCUACACUGCCAGCCACCUCCGUGGGGUGGGGGGGGUACAGGCCCACUGAAGGGGGAAACAGGUGCUGGGGCUGCCGGGCAUGAGAGCACCUGUGUGCCCAACUCAGUGCCAAAGAGGGGUCAGCCAGGGGAGCCGUGUCUGCAAAGCCAGCCGCCACCUAAGAGGGAAACCCCCACCACAGCCACCGCAUGUGCCUUUCUAGGUCCUCAGCCCUCUGGCUGGGGAGCAUCCCUCAAUCCCUCAGUAAACGCCUUCCCCGGAAGGUGCAGUCCUGCCUCCUGGCCUCUUUGUCUGGCAGGGCUUGGGGGGGAUGGGGAGGGGCAUCAGGUUGCCUGCCCCCACCCAAAGACAGUUCAGCGUAUUCUCCAGCUGACAUGGUGGGGAGGUAGAUUUAACAACAUCUCACAAAAAUACUGGCUAAGCGCAAAUAGGACUUUGGACCAAUCCCAGGGCCAGUGCUGGGGUGGAGAGGAGGGGGUUGAUGCCAGUCUCUCAUGCAAUGAGAGCUUCCAGAGAGACACUGGGAAAAGCAGCGAGCUGUGAAGUGGGCUGAGGAGUGGCCACAGAGGAUGAGUCCCGACCCUGUGGGGUAAAGAGGAACAGGGAAGAAGCAGUUCUAGACCUUCUGCGAAGAGGGAUCACUUGCACAAAAGCCCAGAGGUGAACCAGGAGCAAGACACAGGAUGUCAGCAUAGUGCGGAGGGCAGAGGAAGGGAGGUACCGGGGCCAUGCCAAGGAGCCCGGACUGACUGCGGAGGCAGCAAUGGAAACAACGUGCAGUUAUGCCUGUGGCAGGCAGUGGGGGGUGUGGUUUGGAGGCUCCUUGUCCACGGGACCCAGCACUUCAGUCCUGGGCUUGAACCCAAGAAAAUUGAAAACAGGUGUUCAAUCAAAACCUUAGACGUGAAUGUUCGUAGUAGGGCUGUUGGUGAUCAUCAAAAAGCGAAAACAAUCCAGAAGUCCAUCAACAUGAAUGGAUAAACCAAGUGCGGUCUCUCUAUACAAUGGAAUGCUAUUUGGCUAAAACGAGAAUGAGGUUCUGACCCCGGCUGCAAUGUGGAUGAACUGUAAGAACGUGACGCUGAGUGAGAGAAGCCAGACACUGAAGACCACAUACUGUGUGAUUUCACUGGUAGGAAACGUCCAGAAGAGGCAAAUCUAUAGAGACACAAAGCAGAUGAGUUGUUGCCAGGGGCUGGGUUUCCUUUUGGGGAGAUGUUCUGGAACUGUAGCGGUGAUAGUUACACAACAUUAUGGCUGUAAUAAAUAUCACCAGAUUGUGCCCUUUAAACGGUUAA